AUGCCGAGUAACACUAAGAAGAUUCUGAUGGUCCAACAUGCUUCAGGAAUACUCGAUUUCAAAUUCAUCAGAAAAACCAUAAAAUCACUUGGGCCUAAUGACAAAAUCACGGUUCUUGCAAUUAUACAGAAGACAUCAGACAAUAAGGGAAAGCAAGACGUUAAGGAGAAGCUAGAUGAAUAUUCAAAGUGUACAGAUAUCGCAGAGAUUAGGAUACUAGCUCAAGCGCGGCAGGUUGAAUUUAAUGUAGCAGUUGAGGCAGGUUCGCCGAAUGAAGUUGCAGUCGAAUAUGCUAAGAAAUUUGAGGCAACGCGCGUGCACCUUCCAUGGAGUUUCUCAAUCAUGCAAGAAGAAGAACAAAAUCAAGAAUACUCCAGUCAUAACUCCCUCGUAGAGAGACUAUUGCUCGAUAAGCUAGCAGAAUUUGUUUCCUCUGGACCUCAAUUAUCUUCAACAAUGGCUGAUAGAGGAAAAGGUCACCCCAAAAUCCGGCCACUUGCUGAGGAUCCCCCAGAGAAGAUUCGUGCUAGAAGGGUUUCUGGCGCAAGUUCAAGCGUUCUACCUCCACGAAAGUCACAUCGUUUCUGGCGUUUAAAAGGGGUCUCUCCCAGUGUCUCUUCUCUUCCUUCAAAGAAGCAAAUGGUGGAAGAUCAGCCGUGCAAUGUCAAACACCCGGACUUUGAUGAUGACCUUGAGACCUCGGACACAGCCCUCGGGAUGCUUCCCUAUCCUAUAUCCGACGUUAUUGGCACUGUCAGCAAGUUCUGGGUUCAGAAACACUCCGAGAAUUUGCAGGGGUUCGAAGACAAUCAGGUCAAGAAUGGAGCCCUUAGCUACAUGGUGAAGGCCAUGGUAUAUACCAUUGAAAACAACAACAGGACUUCUAAACUUUUGAGCGAAACCGAAGGUUUAAUUGAUAAGAAUGCGAAGCUGCAAGAAAAGAUUGGUGAGAUGCAGGACGAACUGAAGAGUUUAAAAUCCAAAAUGCGGACUAGGCUGAAAAGACGGGAUGGAAUUGUUAGGCUAAAGGCUAAGAUCACGGCCCCGGAGGAGAAAACUGAGAAGGCGAAAAAAGAAGCUACUGAGGCUAUAGAGAACUUUAAGGAAACAAAGGAGUACAGAGCUUUGAGGGAAGAGUUAUACCAUCAAGGGGCAGCUGCAGUGAUUGAGUCGGUCACCGAAGCUCGACCUGAUUACGACCUCAGCUUCUUAUACUCCUCCUGCGAGGAUGAGGACAAGAUAUCAACCGACGAAGAUCUUGAGGAUUGGAAAUCAGCGUAG
This is a messenger RNA of Fraxinus pennsylvanica, 1281 nucleotides long. The record is from the annotation of a GenBank genome assembly. NCBI's taxonomy places the organism in Eukaryota, Viridiplantae, Streptophyta, Magnoliopsida, Lamiales, Oleaceae.